ACAUUUUUUGAUCUAAGCCUUUCCAAAAAACAAACAUAUUGUGAGAGCACAUGGCGCCUGUAGACAAAAAUGAUUGAACAGAUUUAGAAAAAAAAAAAAAAAAACAAACAGCCCUGUUGAAACGACGCGUGCUGGUACAGAUAUUAGUUUCUCUCCAAACAACAUAUAUAUGUGGCGGAAAACAACUCACUCUUAAACUCAGCUUCACUCUACACUACACCCAUGGCUAUUUUCAGUGCAAGACUCUGCUCGUUGCCCUUACAGCCAUCUAUAAUUUCAGCUUCAUCUUCUAAAGAUACAAAUGGGAGUUCAGUAAAAUUGAGAGACGAUUGGAGGCAACGAUCCAAACCUAUACCUCCUGGAGGCACAUACCCAGCUAAAGAUCAGUGCAGUAAGUGUGGAUUGUGUGAUUCUUACUACAUUGCUCAUGUGAAGAAUGCCUGUGCUUUCUUGGGAGAUGGAAUGUCAAGGAUUGAAGGGCUAGAACAAGUGGUUCAUGGCCGAGGUCGGAAUGUUGAUUCAUUAGAUGAAACAUAUUUUGGUGUUCAUGAAGAGCUACUUUAUGCUCGUAAAACAACGCCUGUAGAAGGAGCUCAAUGGACAGGGAUAGUCACAACUAUUGCAAUUGAAAUGUUGAAAUCAGGCAUGGUUGAAGCUGUAAUUUGUGUCCAGAGUGAUCCAGACGACAGACUGUCCCCAAGACCUGUUUUGGCAAGGACACCUGAGGAAGUUCUAGCAGCAAAAGGGGUAAAACCGACAUUGUCUCCUAACCUUAAUACACUUGCUAUGGUUGAGGCAGCAGGUGUAAAGCGUCUGCUGUUCUGUGGUGUUGGAUGCCAAGUACAAGCACUACGAUCAGUUGAGAAAUAUUUGAACUUGGACAAGCUUUAUGUGCUGGGGACUAAUUGUGUGGAUAAUGGAACACGAGAUGGUCUAGAUAAGUUUCUACGAGCUGCUAGCACAGAUCCAGAUACAGUUCUUCAUUAUGAGUUUAUGCAAGAUUAUAAGGUCCAUUUGAAGCAUUUAGAUGGUCAUAUAGAAGAGGUUCCCUAUUUCUCUCUGCCAGCAAAUGAGUUGGUUGAUGUUAUAGCACCAUCGUGCUACAGUUGUUUCGACUACACAAAUGCAGUAGCUGAUUUGGUGGUGGGGUACAUGGGGGUACCAAAAUAUUCUGGAGUAAGCAUGACACAACAUCCACAAUAUAUUACAGUGAGAAAUGAACGUGGAAGAGAAAUGCUGAACUUGGUCAAGAAUCUACUGGAGAUCACCCCUACAAUAAGUGGAGGCGGGAGACGUCCUUUUGUCAUGGAAACCGUGAAGGCAGACGAUAAUGCUAAACUCGGAAAGGGUCCUGCUCAGCCUGCUCCAAAGUUUAUAGGAAACAUUAUUGCAUUUAUACUAAAUCUAAUUGGGCCAAAAGGUCUUGAAUUUGCUCGCUAUUCGCUCGAUUAUCAUACCAUCAGAAACUAUUUAUAUGUGAACAGGACAUGGGGUAAAGAAAGAGCUGCAAGACACAUGCCAUCAUAUGCAAAGAAACUUGUGGCUAUGUAUAAUGAGAAAGAUUGGUAUUUGGGAACAGAAUGUCUAAAGAGAUUGAGAUGUGCCCCAUGUGUGUUUGCAUUAAAUGUAGAGAGAAUGGGGACUCAUGUGGGUUGUCUUUGUCUUUGUGAAUGUAUGUAUUGA
Molecule: messenger RNA, 1683 nt
Organism: Lactuca saligna
Lineage: Eukaryota; Viridiplantae; Streptophyta; Magnoliopsida; Asterales; Asteraceae
Source: the annotation of a GenBank genome assembly